AUGGGGUAAUAUUUCAUCUUGUUUGGUUUUCUUGAAAAAUUCAGUGAAGCAUAAUCUGCUUUAGAAUAAGGAGUUAAAUAUGCUAGUACAGAUUGGAGAUUAUGGAAUAAUUUAAUGGGUGUUUCUUUAAGGAAUAAGAAGUUUAUUAGAUUUUAUUCAUGUAUCGAAAAACUUGUGUUAUUAGUUCAUAGAGAAUUAAUAGAUGAAUAAAUAAUCUAAAAGAUUACAUAAACAUUAGCCUAUUAAACAGAUUAAUUAAAUUAAGAGAAUAUAAUAUAAUCAAAUAUUAAUAAAAAAAGAAUUUUAAAAUUGUAUGAAUAUUUGGCUAAAGAAAUUGGAUAAAAAUACUAUAUAUGGGAAGGUCUAGCAAAGUAUACUGAAUUACUUAUAAUUUAUGAUUAAAGAACAGCAGAAUUAGAACAAAAAUAAAUAGUCGAUUUGCAACCUUAUUAUAAUGA
Paramecium primaurelia is the source of this 458-nucleotide messenger RNA. NCBI's taxonomy places the organism in Eukaryota, Ciliophora, Oligohymenophorea, Peniculida, Parameciidae. The record is from the annotation of a GenBank genome assembly.